AUGGCAAAAGACAAGUUGAAGAAGACCCAAAUCAAGCACAGCAAAUGCAGAUUGAUGCAGAAAAUGAAGAUGAAAACAGAAUUGAAUCAGAAGAAGAGUCGAAAUCAGAAUCCGAAGAUGAAAGUCUGUCAGGCGACUUUCGCGAUUCAAGCAGUUCAAGUUCUUCAAGCGAAGAGUCAAACUCGGAUCAAUCCUCCGAUUCAGAAGAAGACGAGAGCGAAUCAGAGUCGAAUCAGUCAACAAGCGAAUCAGACUCAGAAAGCUCAAGCACUGACUCGAUCUCCUCAGGAUCACCUUCGUAUUCAGAUUCUUCAGAAUCAAGCAAUAACUCCAGCUCCUCUUCUGAAGAAGAUGGUAGAAGACAUAGGAAAGAGAAGAAAAAACACUCGAGUAAGAAAGUCAAGAAAAACAAGAAGCAUAAGUCGAAAUCAAAAUCCAAAAAGAUAUUGA
Messenger RNA from Melampsora larici-populina 98AG31, 450 nucleotides. RefSeq lists its product as uncharacterized. Bases 1 to 450 code for a protein of 149 amino acids. Lineage: Eukaryota; Fungi; Basidiomycota; Pucciniomycetes; Pucciniales; Melampsoraceae. The transcript is spliced from 2 exons. The record is from RefSeq and is a predicted model, not a curated record.